Caenorhabditis auriculariae is the source of this 6392-nucleotide messenger RNA. The record is from the annotation of a GenBank genome assembly. NCBI's taxonomy places the organism in Eukaryota, Metazoa, Nematoda, Chromadorea, Rhabditida, Rhabditidae.
AUGGCAGCGAAGGACGAAUGGCAGAACGAGGGGCAGUCUGCCGACGACAGCGGCGUCUCCACUAUCGGCUCUUCUUGCUCCCUGCAACUCCAGCUCCGAUCAUCAAGUGGGCCGGACUCCUUUGCCGAGGUAGGACAAAAAAUGUUUUAAUCAGAACAAAAAUCAAUUAACUCUUUUUUUUUCCUUCACUGCAGAGAAUUUAGGGUUUUGAAAGUUUUGAAAACUUUUCGUUCGUUUGAAAAUAUUUUCUGCGUUGUCAAAUGUUUUGAACGUCUCCUAAAAAAAACCUCAAGAAUGAUUUUCUCAUGAUGAGACUUUUUAAUCUUUGCGGAAAACUAACUAGACCGUAUAUUUUUAGGUGACCGGUUAAGAUUCUUGAAAAACCUCACAGAAAUUGAUUUCGAGGAAUCCUGUUUGCAGAUCAGAGAAAAUAUUUUUCACUGCUGCUUUUCUGUCGAACUCUGCUCUUCUGAGUUUUUGUUUCAGUUGCGGCGAAAAUUUUCUUGUCAUUACCGGAAGGAAAAUUCAAAAAAAUGUUUAGAUUGUUGGAAUCAAGAGAUUUCAGGGUAGAAGUUUGCAAUUUUUUCAUUAUGGUUUCAACCGGCCAACAAAAAAAAAUGUUUUUUGUCAGCUGUGCGUGACUUUCUGUAGUUUUGCAGUUGAUUAUUCGAAGAAUUUUCUAUAUCGUUGUUCCUUGUGCGAAUUUUCAUUUACAUAUUUCGUUUCUGAAGAAAUUGUUAAAGAUUCUGAUGAACGAGCACAACAACAACAUCUCGGCGCAAAUGGACGUCGUGAAGCUUCUGGCACUGAAGUCGACGGACAACGACGAGGAGCAACAUUCGAACUCGAGUAGCCUCGAAUCCAUCAACUCUCUGCGAAACCAUCAAGGUUUUCUUUCUAUUUCCUCCGCUUCAGAAGCAACACGUCGCCGUUAAUCUCUCCGGUUAAACCUCACUUCAUUCUGCCUUUUGUUUCUGUUUUCUUUUUUUGGUCUCACUAUUUUCCUCAUCACGAGUGGAAAUUAUUUUGGCUAGAUUUUCAAAAUCUCUUUCACAGUCACAGUCCACGCUGAAAACUCGUGGUGUAGCACCUGAAUGAAAAUAAAUAUAAACUCUGGUUUUAUAAACUUUUCUUUGAAAUACUUGACACAAGUGUUCAAAUUUUUUCCGGCUUCAGAAUGGUUAAAAUAUGUUCGGUGUUUUGGCUUGAAUAGAUCCCUGAGGACAUACUUUUUUUGGAGUUGAACUUCCAGAUUUUGUUUAAACCAAAAAAAGAAUUUUCAGGUAGCCAGGAACGAGAAAACGAAGAAGACGACACAGGCUCAGGCUCAACGUCAUGUUCUGAAGACUCGUUCGAGAUGUCGAGUGCUUGCAGCGUCAGACCAAAUCUGGGUGCACAAAUAUUUUUUGGCUUUUUGUGCUUUUCGUUUCCGACUAGCUCCCAGAAAAGACUUUGGUUUGUCCGAAAUGAAAUUUGCAAGUUAAAAGAUGUGGAAAAGGCGAACACACACGAAAAGGCAGAACUGCCGUUAGGCACGCAAUCAACGCGUUGCAUAUCUCAAAUUCAAAGAUUUUUUCGCAAAUAUUUCUGACAUUCUUUAAAAAUGAAAUUUCUUUGCAACGCUGAUUCAGUGGAGAUAUUGAAAAAACAAUAUAACACAAAUAAUGGACCGAAAUAAACAGUUAAACAAAUUUAACGCCCUUUUAAUCUAGUCUCUGCGGGUUGUUGAGACUUUCUACGGAAAAAAUUAUUCAGAUGGAUUUUUCGAAAUAUUCUUUGAUAAUGGUCUCUGAAACUCACUUUUCCACAAUAUGAUUGCUUACCGCAUCAGUUUCAUACUAGUUUAGAAAUAGAGCCCAUGAAAUUAAAAACUACCAGAAAACUGAUUCAAAAAAACGUAAUUUUGAUUAACUUUUAGAAGUCAGCUAAAAAAAAGAGCAAUAGACUGAGCAAGAGUUUUGCGUGGCUUCCGUGACGGUUAAUUUGGCGAAGAUUUGGAAUACUAUGCAAAUGAGCGUUCCGGACUUCAGGGCUGACGCGCGAUUCACGCGAGACGACUUGUGACUCCUUCGACGACAUUCAUAGCCCAGCCGUUUCCAACGCCACGAUAAACGACUGCGGAUUCGUGUAAGUUCAUUUUUCAACUUUUCUGGUUGAACAAGCUUUUGCAUGGAUAGUUGUAGUUGUAACUGUACACAUAAGUUGUUUAAGUGGCAGGUUAAGAAUUAGCGGAGGUCAACACUUUUUAUUGCUUGCUGGUAUUUUGUAUAUUCCUGAAUAAGAAGUAGAAACAUCUCAUAUGCAAGGUCAUCUUAUUUUUCGCUUGGGAUGUUCUGAGAGAUAGGCCAGAACACUUCUUAAUGUACUAAAAGAGAUUUUGAAGGUUUCAACCUGCUCAACUUUCUAAUUCUUUAAGAAAUGAAGACUCAAAGGCGCAAAAUAACCUACUUGAACAAAGUGCAUUUUCUUCUUUUUUUUUGCAAAUUGAGAUUUUUUAAAUUUCGAUCAACAAAUCAAAUUUUCACCUCAGAAAGUUCCCAAUUACAGGGUGAAACGGUUUUUCUGGUUGGCUUCAGACAUUUUUCUCUAUCUGAAAAAAAUAAUCGAUAUUGAGAAAAAUAUCGUUAACAGAGAAAUAUCAGGAAGUAGGCUUUUGAGUGUCUUGCCGGCCGUUAGCAUAUUCAGGACGCCUUUCAUAAUGUGUCAUUUUGCCGCUCAGUUGACCAUGAGUAAUAUGCGGCUCUCUGCGCCACUUUUUGUUCUAAUUGGCUUCGUUCUAUUUUCGCUGCUUUUUCCUAGGACAAGCUUUUCAGGCCAUGCAAACCGUCGUCUUCAUAUUCCGUCGAUUCGUUCAUAUCGGCAACUAAGAAAGGAGCUUACCAGACUCCGACUUCCUUCGAGAAGAUUCGCCACAGAGUCGCCAACCAGAUUGAUCACAUUGAUACCGGUUUGUUCUUUUCGAGAUGUUGUAGCAUUUUCUGACCUUUUUCGAAAUUCCUCAUAUUUAUCGAAAAAUACUACUGCACACCUCUCUGCAACUGGCUUAUUUAGAAUCGGUCUUAUUGCUCGAGCGUCUCCUUUCUCAAAUCUUCUUCCUUUUCUGUCCAUGAAUUCGGCUAAGGUGACAUUUCCAGGCUUGCCAUCUUUGGACUUUGACAAAUUGGAGAAGCAGCUAGCGACGGCGGCUCAGGAACGGGAAGAGCAAGAAAGAAGGAUGCUUGGAGAAGAGGUACAAACCGAGAAAUCCAUGAGACCUUGUAUCUUCCUUGUUUCUCGAUCUUCAAAGGCAAUUCGAGCUUCACUUUCAAAUUUUUGUCAAAUUAGCGUCAAUACAAAGUUUUGAAUACCUUCACUAGUGCAUUUCAAAAUGCAUCCCUAACAUGAACGGCACUCAGGAGAUCUCAAGCUUUUCUGACUUUUUAUUGUUAUGUGAUCACUUUCCAUGACCUCACGAAACAAAGAAAGAAGACGUGUCCUCUUGGGCCCGACUGUAUUGACCAAUUGAAAAUAAUCGAGAAACGGUCAAUGUUAUUUUUCCUGACCACAAAAAAAGCGUUACGUCAUACUUAUUUAUAAGUUCCGCUGUAUCUAACCCAAAAUUAAAGCAUGUGGGAGCUUAACCGACUAUUACCUGAAUUUCGGCUUUUCUUCAUAUUUUUAAUUACGGAUUCUGUGUGGGAAAAUUCUGUCCCGAGUUUUUUCGUCCUUCCAUCGUGUCUUUCAACAUUCAUCUGAUUUGCAACGUUCGCUGUCAUAUUGCCUCUUCAUCUGCCUUUAAUCGGAAGACGCUUUUUUGACCUUUUUCCGUUUGCGCUCGUUCUUUCUCAUCUUGAUUUUGGAAGCUUCGCGUUCAAAAAUUGCAUACCCUUUCAAACUGCACCUCAUCCAAACAAUGGAAAUCAAGAAAGAUAAAGCUUGAGAGAACGUUGUGUCUACAUUCAUCCAUAACAAAACAAUUAACGAAGUUCUUUCAAGCUAAAUUAAAGAUUGGUCUUUUUCAGUGCUCAGGACAUGUUUCCUCAACACACUCGAAAGAUGUUUUUUGGUGGGAAUUUUUAACUUUUUCAGGUGAGAAGGAGGCUAGCGUUACAAGCGGACUCGCAUAUAGGCCCGUCGCCGCAAAUCUACACCAGACCACAUCGUUCUAAUUUAGCCUUGAGACUCCAAACUGCAAUGAACCUCCAGGUUAAUAGUUCAUAAUCAUGAGCAAAAAUCCAAGAGAUUAUUAAAAAAUCUCGUAACCUUUAAGAAAAUUAGGCAUUCAGGUUGAUUGGAAUUGCUGCCUAAUAUCAUAUUGCAACCAUUUUUUGCAAGCUAUUCAAUUUUUCGUGACAUUUCACGUCAUGAAAGCUCUCAUUUCGUUACCUCUAGAGCUUUUGAAAAUAUUAAGAUUCCAAUAACUUUUCAGAAAAAUCACUUUUCCUUUCUCUAUCUUUGAAAUUUGAAGUGGUUACAACGAUGUAGUUCAGGUGUGUUACAUGAACGAAAUGAGCGAGAGUGAGACCGAAAACGAGGAGUCCGACGACUCCGACACCGAUAUGUUUGUCAGGAAAAGCAAGUCGGCGCCUAAUCUCAAAGGUAACACACCUUAAGUCUGUGCUCACGGAAGUACUGUAUUUGCAGAUUCUUGUAAACCUUCUUCGCGGCAGACUCAAAGAAUAAAAGAGUUGACGGGGAGAAUACAGAACGACGAAGUUUUGAGCCCAGGUAACGGAUAUUUCACAAAGCCAUCGACAUCGAAAGAAUGUCAUCAGGAUUAUUUUUUGACAGAUUUCAAAUGUUUUCUUAUGGCAUGUUCAUCGGAAAAACGUAACAUGUUUCAAAACGCAAAAGUAUGUUUAUCGUCGCAUCAAACUUCAUCCGAAACAUUACUAAUUUUUCUUUUGAAACGAUUUUCUUGCGUUUCGGAACCCUUUUCGUUUGUCCGACGAACACGCCGUUAAAGAUUAAUUUCUUUAGAGGUGCGUUUUUUGUAAACCGCAAGAAAUUCACUAGAAAUUUUUCAAACGCAUAGAGUUCUUUCAUAAAUUUCUUACUGCUCCAUUUUUUUUACAGCGUAACUUCUAAAAUCAUCUGUUUCUGAUAUCGACAAUCUUCCAUUUUUUCCAUGUUUUCAGUUUUUGAUCGAAUUUCUCUAGGUUUUUUUUUCACUGGUCAAUUUCUUUCUCCGAACACAAAAAAAAAGAGAAGCAAAAAAAAAGACAAAACGACAUAGAGCGGUCCCUUGACACCAGAAAAGGUGCCCUUGAUAAUCUUGGACCUUGAUUCAUUGCCUCGGGGAACGACUCUGUGGCGGCAAAGUCGUUCCAUACAGCCUAUUUUUCUAGAAGAACGGAUGGGAUUUUUUUGCGGCACGAAAGUCAACGGGUAUUACAAAUGGCUAAAAACGCGGCUGAAGAGUCUCUGACCAAUUACAGAAGGUUAGUUAGAAAAAUAUUUAUCUCUUAAUUUUGCGAUACUUGUCAGUGCGAUUUUUUUCUUAAACAGUUACUCAAGAUCUUUUCCGUUUCCAAAAAUUCAAAAAAAUUUAUAAGCUAAAUUUUGAAUUUUGCUGUAAGCUUUUUGAAUCGCUUGAAAACAAAUUAAUUUUUUUUUUCAGAGGAAAGUCCAAAGCCAGCGACGUUCCUCGACAGGCAAGGCAAUACUUGAGUAAAAAGAAACUCGACGAAAUUGAUUCAAUACGGAGACUAAUCGAAAAUGCAAUAUCUAGUGGGUUGCCCCGAAAAUUACGUUGAAAAAGGAUAUUCAGGGAAAAAUAUGGAAUUGGUACAACUUCUGUUAGAAAGAGACAGUUUGCACAUGGAGCACGAUUCUUUACGAGUAGACAUCGACGACUUCACUCAACACGAAGCUCAGGUUUUUGUUGCUUCCAUAACGCUCAGAAUAUAUCGAAAAUCUAAUCAAAAGAUCCUUUUGGUUGAACUUGCUUUAAGUUCGGAGCAGCUCCAGUAGGAAGCUAUCUAUGUAUAUACGGAGCGAAACCUUUAACAGUUGCUUUGGGAGUUGAAAAAAAAUAUGAAGCCGGGUGAUAAAACCUUGAUUGGCAAAUUUUCAUAUGUUGCUUUGAGCCUUAUUUUGACACUUACUCUCAAAUUUGAUUAUUCACGAUGCCCAUUCAGGUCAGAAAUUAAAAAAAACACCUUUUUCAGGCCUCAGCACUAGAUCUCAAAAACCUGAUUCCUCUGCAAGAAAGACUGGAAGCGGGAAAUUUCACGGCUCCGCGCAGAUGCGAGAGGAAACCGGCUGCGGCUCCUCCAUCGAGCCUUCAGCCGGAAAGAAGGAUGAAACCCACGACUCCAGUCACACCUCUCACUACUCCUACGUCCCCUUCCCUCUCGUUUGCUUCUGUCAUACCAAAUUCCUUCAACAUUAUUCCUUUCUUCAAACGUUGA